UGUGUGUGUGUGUGUGUGCUGCUGCUGUGUGCGUGAGUUUUAGAAGCUGUUGUUGUUGUUGCGAGUCGGGCAGGUUGGGGUCGAGGGAGAACAGAGGAGGCAGGCCUUCAGCGGCUUUGCUGCUGCUGUCGGCAGCGGCGUUGUGGCCGCGACGCCGAUGGAUGGCGGCGGGUUCUCGCCGAGAGAGAGGGGUGAAGAUUAGGAGGGAGGAUCGGCGGCGGAAGCGGCAGCGGCCGAUGCUCCUGCUGGCCGUCUGCCAGAAAUAGAGAGAGAAAGGGGAGGCGGCUGGACGGCGGGUCUGUUCGGCGGCCUCGGCCCUUGAGGUCCACCGGUGGUAGCCGAUGCCUGCGGCCGUUCGUCUGUCAAGGAAAGGGGCGGGGCGGCGAUGAGUUGGAGAGUCAGAUGAGGGAGGCGGCGAUGGGUACGGUCCGGCUGACCGUAGCUGUCAGCUGAAGGAGGGAGGCGGUGGCUAGCUCGCCGGAAAUCGAAGAGGAGAGAGAAGCUAGGGAUUUUUGGGGGUUUUCGUGAUUUUUAAGGGGAAAAGGAAGAGCGAGAAGAGGGAGUGGUCGUGGUGGCCGUAUCAACGGCGAGAAGAGGGUAGGCGGUGGUAGAUUGAAGGGAGAGAUGAGGCAGAUGAUGAGAGGUGUGCAUCUGCAGAAAGAAAGAAAGAAAGGAGAGAGAGAGAACGAAGAGGAGAGAGAGAGAGAGAGGGAUUGGGCUAAAGUUUCUGGGCCGUUUUUGUUCUUAUAAGUUGAGAUGGGAUUAAUUUUUAGUUGGGCUCAUGGUUUGGGCUAUCAAUUAGAUAAUUGGGCUGCAUCUUUAUUUGUUGGAUUUGCCCAUUUAAAUUAUUAAUUGAACCAAUUACUUAAGUUAAUUUGGAUUGUGAUUUAAUUAAUUAAAUUCCUCAUUAUUUAUUUUUCUACAAGUGUUAUUGUAUGCAUAUAAUUAUUUAAUUACAUGUUUUAAUUUAUAUACUAAAGUCUUACAAAUUUUUGUAAGAAAAAUAUUUUCCAGAUGAUUUAAUGCUCAAGUUGAGUUUUUAAAUAAAAAGUCAAAUAAGGAUAUUGUUGAAGCCCGUAGCCAAAAACAAAAUGAUUUUCAAGUUUUAUGUUGAAUUCUUUUGAAAAUCCGGGUAAUGCGAAUCUAGUUAGAAAGUGAUGACGAAUUAUGAAUAAGGUUAAGGUUUACUUUAGAACUACGAGCUUAAGUUGAGAACUUAUCUUGUAGGACUUACAGAAGAGGAUACUUAGGAUUUUGAUCAACUCGGUUUAAUUGUUUAGAUUAUCAGCAAUCAAGUGAGACUUUAUUUAUGAAAUGUAUGUUUGAGCUAAUAAGCUCGUUUUUAUGAAAUGUUAAAGUUGAUGGUUCAUGCUUAAAAUGUUUUUGUUCUCUAUUGGUUAUUGCUUCUACCAGAACAUUGUUGGCUUCGCCAACCAGAACUUUGUUAGCUCUGCUAACCAGAAUUGUGUACGUACACCAGAACUUGUUGGCUUGAGAGAUCGAUGACGACUGGUUGUAGAUACCGCCCAAUAGAUGAGCCAAGAAAAUAUGAGCUCAGAUUAUUUUUAGUAUGCAUGGAAUGACACGUUUUAAAUUUUUUUUGUGUUAUAUUGAUUAAAUCAUGAAUUAUCUUUUCAGUAAAUAGCUUUCAAAAUGUUUUUAAAUGGCUCAACCCACUGAGUACACUAGUAUUCGGUCCUGCAAAUGUUUUCAAAACCUUUUGCAGAUUGAGCAGCUGGUGGUGAAGUGCGAGGCUGAGAAAAGGUUGUUUCUGUGAUAUUGAAGAACGCCAUGUUUUACUUCCACUAAAAUAAAUUCACUUGGUGAAUACAAUCUGAUGCGCAACUAUGUUGAUACUUUUGGAUUGAUUUAAUUUGAAUUCCAUUUUCCAUCAUUUUCCCUAGCGAUUGAUAUCUCGCAUAUAUUAUAUGCCUAGUAGGAAAUGUUGUUUUUAGUAUAACGUCGUACUUGUUGUCUUUUAAAUACAACAUAUUUUUUUAUUAAUGAAAUGUUGACCGACGCUAAGGGUGCAUUACCCAUUUAAUUAAGUAAAGCCUAAUAUUCCUGUCACAUAGCCCAUUUCUUAUUCUCCCGGAAAAUCAGAGCUGUUACAAAUGGUAUUAGAGCAAAAGUUCUUGACUCUGAGACCUCUAGUUCUUUGAUGUCUAAGCUACACAGCAACCUCAGCUCGCCUUCACACCACUCUCAAGUAAGAAAGGGGCUGAUUUGUCUUUCAAAUUGGAAAACUAUAAAAAGGGGCCCGAAAGCAACGGUCAGCUCCGGUGAUAGGCUGAGGAGCGAGCUGAAUGGGACUGGGAGCGCGCAGCUCCGCUUCCGACACCUCUUCAACCACCACCACACGGCUCAAGAGAGAGGAUUUCCGGCGCACCAAACACGACUCUGCUUUCUCCCAAUGGAAGAUCCUAAUAGGAGCCUUUGAUUGGGAAGAUUAUUCGAUGGGAAAAGAAGGAGUAGAAAGGUAUAGGACAGAAAACCUCCCAAACUGGACUUCAUGUCCAGGAGUUUAUGAGCUUGGGAUUGCUACAUCACGCCCACAAUCUGGAAGGGAAACCAGAAAGCUGGACUCAAGUUCUGUCAUUCCCGUUUAUCUUGGACAGGCCGAUAAUCUUAGGAACCGACUGCAGCAGUAUGGCCGUGAUGGUGCCCAUUUGGAAAAUGGAUAUACAAGUAGCAAAACUGUUAGUUGUCAAAGUAUUUCUUCUCAUAAGGGACCUGGAUUAUUUACAGAUAUAUUCUCAAGAGGGCUGCCAAUCGUUUAUAGAUGUGCUCCUAUAAAAAGUAAGAAUGAUGCAGAGAUAACUGAGAAACAGCUGCUUGACAAAUUUGAUUAUGCAUGGAAUAAAGGCAGCAAUGUUUCACGCCGCCAAGAUGAUAUCCACAAAAAACUUGAACGUCUUGAAAAAACGUCCAAGUUUUCUCUUCUUGCAAAAGAGUUUCUUUUCUCCAACAAGAGGGAAGUGGGCAUUAAAAUCAGAAACGGCUCUAAUAUGAAUGGAACUGGUAAUAGUACAAUAUUCUCUAGAAUACAUGGAGUUAGGAGGUUGCAGGAAACACCAAUGCACUCUGGUUAUGGUGAUUGUGGUGAUAAUAUUUGUGGAGUUGCCACUGGCCAUGGAUCUGUUUGCACUUCACCACCUGUUGCAGGAAGAAAACGAUGUGCUGUGCACAAAGGACUGAGAGUCAACGGCUACAAUUCAAAGUUGGCUACAGAAGGAAAACUCCCUCUUGCUGCCAACCCAAAAUCUGGUGUAGAAACUUAUCAAGAGUAUUCUGAUAAUCAAGAUCAGAAACAGAGAUAUAUCACAGAGAACCAUCAUCCUUGUGAGCAAACCUCCGGCAAAAAUUUUAACCUCACUUGUGGAAUUAUCUUGGAAGACGGCUCUCCUUGUAAAAGAAGUCCUGUUCGAGGAAAUAAAAGGUGUUUGGAGCAUAAAGGAAGGAGGAUCCGCAGAUCCAACCUAAGCUUCCAAACGAAGAAUUAUGAGAACAUUGCAUAAUGAUCAGUCGACUGAGCUAACCAAUGCAAAUUCUUCGACUCCCAAGCUCUGGUAGACAGCUGAUUGUAAGCAAGAUUGAUGACAUUACAUACCAGGUUGAUGCAGGAAUGGAAAGGUUCGUAUUGAGAAAGAAGAUAUGAAGGCGAAGGGUCCACCUUUGAGGUUUCCUAUGCCAUAUUCGUGUGUGUUUUUACUGAAGAUGAUCCUAGAAACUGUAUAUGAAGAUGAGAGAGAGCCAUUCGAAGCUGCAAAAUAAAAUAAGCACUUAAACUGGUUUCGUAUUGUGCAACAUUUGCCCAUUCUGACAAUAGCUAUGGCUAAUUUGAAGGGUGUUGUCAUGUAUUAUGAAUGAGUAAAUACCACAAUAUGUUGUAUUUAAUUGUAACAAAUUUGUUGUAUUAGAAAAAGAAUAAGGUUUGUUUC
Molecule: messenger RNA, 3941 nt
Organism: Salvia miltiorrhiza (redroot sage)
Lineage: Eukaryota; Viridiplantae; Streptophyta; Magnoliopsida; Lamiales; Lamiaceae
Product: protein EFFECTOR OF TRANSCRIPTION 2-like
Exons: 4
Coding region: 2307-3518 (403 amino acids)
Biological process (GO): regulation of DNA-templated transcription
Molecular function (GO): DNA binding
Source: RefSeq, a predicted model, not a curated record